Messenger RNA from Impatiens glandulifera, 1032 nucleotides. Its product is annotated as serine carboxypeptidase-like 40. The transcript is spliced from 7 exons. Lineage: Eukaryota; Viridiplantae; Streptophyta; Magnoliopsida; Ericales; Balsaminaceae. The record is from RefSeq and is a predicted model, not a curated record. Gene Ontology annotation, biological process: proteolysis. Gene Ontology annotation, molecular function: serine-type carboxypeptidase activity. Gene Ontology annotation, cellular component: vacuole. Bases 1 to 1032 code for a protein of 343 amino acids.
AUGAUUGAGAAUCCUCAUCAUCUUGGAUCGAGAAUUCCCGAACCCAAGAACCAGGGGCCUGGUUGUUCUUCUCUUGCAUUUGGAGCCAUGACAGAACUCGGAGCUUUCUGUGUUCACAUCGCAAACGUCCUAUUUUUUGAAUCGCCAGCAGGAGUAGGUUUUUCAUACUCAAACACAACAUCAGAUUACUCAGUAGUAGUAGGCGAUACGAAAACCGCACACGAUAAUUACAUAUUCCUAUUGAAUUGGCUUGAAAGAUUUCCCGAGUAUAAAUCCAGAGAUUUCUACAUCUCCGGCGAGAGUUACGCCGGACAUUACGUUCCUCAACUUGCACACACCAUUUUUCAACACAACAAAUCUGCAAAGAAGAAUCGCUUUAUAAACUUCAAAGGAUUAAUGAUUGGAAAUGCUGUGAUUAAUGAAGGGACAGAUAGUGCUGGGAUGUACGAUUAUUUCGCAUCUCAUGCCCUAAUUUCUGAUGAACAUGGAAAGCAAAUUCGGAAAACCUGCAAUUUCUCAGCAGAUGAAGUCAGUAUUGAAUGCAAAAAGCAUAUAGAUGCAUCCGAUGCCAAUACUUUUAAUGUUGACGGUCUUAAUAUCUACAACAUUUACGCUCCAAUCUGCAAAAAUUCUCAAGUCACUCUACUUCCUAAGAAAACCUCUAUAAGGAAUAUUGAUCCUUGCAUUGACCAAUAUACAUAUACUUAUCUGAAUAGUCCAGAUGUCCAAAAAGCCAUCCAUGCUAAUGUCACUAACCUCACUUAUGAUUGGGAACCAUGCAGUGGGGACGUAGAUGGAAGGGUACCCGUUACUUCAAGGGAAUACUCUAUUGCUUCAAUGAAACUCCCCAUCAAGAAUGAAUGGCGUCCUUGGGUUGGUGGGUAUGUUCAAGUUUAUAAAGGAGAUUUGACAUUUGCAACGGUUAGAGGAGCCGGACAUGAGGUGCCAAGUUAUGAGCCUGCAAGAGCUCUUACUCUAAUUGCUUCAUUCCUCAAGGGAAAGCCUCUUCCAGCUUUCCAAGAUCAAAAUUAA